Messenger RNA from Cylas formicarius (sweet potato weevil), 640 nucleotides. RefSeq lists its product as uncharacterized. Gene Ontology annotation, molecular function: chitin binding. NCBI's taxonomy places the organism in Eukaryota, Metazoa, Arthropoda, Insecta, Coleoptera, Brentidae. Gene Ontology annotation, cellular component: extracellular region. Bases 53 to 556 code for a protein of 167 amino acids. The transcript has 4 exons. The record is from RefSeq and is a predicted model, not a curated record.
GAGAGCAUUUUUGAAAUUUAUCAGUCAUUAGGCAGAGAUUUGCAUUUCGAAAAUGGUUAUCGCCAAGUUAUUGAUAAUUUGUGUGGUCGCCUUGGUUUCAGUUUCCGCUGAAAUUGAAUACCGUAGACUGUCUAGACCUUCCAAACCCACACGAGCACCAUCAACGGAAUGUCGUAGACAGUACCUUCCGAACAAUAGAGACUGCACCAAGUUUUAUCAGUGUUCAAAUGGCAUCCUCUACAGCUUCGAUUGUCCCCCCGGUCUUUAUUUUAGCCCUAAAUUAAACGUGUGCACGUAUCCCGAGGAUUCUGGCUGUAGGGUCAGACCCACGAGGCCUCCACGACCUACGAGACCCACAACAACAACCACAACAACUACAACAACUACCACAACUAGGAGACCGAAACCAACACGCCCAACGCUACCACCAAAACCCACAAAAACAACCAGGCGGCCAAGACCUACUCUUCCGCCAAGACCCACGAGACGCCCGCGAGGACCCCCGAAAGGACCCCAACCUACGGCGUUCUUGAAUCUAUUUCGCCAGUUCCCCUGAAUGAUAUUGAGAAACCAGAUUGACGGAACGACGCAGUUAUUCUUGUUAUAAUGUUUGUGUUAAAUAUAAAUUAGUUAUUGCAAA